Messenger RNA from Acaulospora colombiana, 530 nucleotides. NCBI's taxonomy places the organism in Eukaryota, Fungi, Glomeromycota, Glomeromycetes, Diversisporales, Acaulosporaceae. The record is from the annotation of a GenBank genome assembly.
UUAUCCACGAUAGGUUUGGCAUCAUUGAAGGAUUAAUGACUACGAUUCAUGCGACCACUGCCACUCAGAAAACUGUGGAUGGUCCAUCCGGAAAAGAUUGGAGAGGUGGAAGAGGCGCGGCUCAAAACAUUAUUCCGAGUUCAACGGGUGCCGCAAAGGCUGUUGGAAAAGUUAUUCCUUCUUUGAACACCAAACUUACCGGUAUGGCUUUUCGGGUUCCCACGGCAGAUGUUUCGGUUGUUGAUUUGACAGCACGUUUGGCGACGGAGACGAACUACGAGGAAAUCAAGUCUGUCAUUAAACAAGCGUCAGAAAAUGAAUUGAAAGGAAUUCUUGCCUACACCGAAGAUGAUGUCGUAUCCGCGGAUUUCAUUGGUGACACUCACUCCAGUAUCUUUGAUGCUAAAGCCGGCAUCCAAUUAAGUCCUACCUUUGUCAAACUUGUCGCUUGGUAUGACAACGAAUACGGCUAUUCCACCCGUGUUGUUGAUUUGAUUGAUCACAUUUCCAAAGUAGAUGCCAACUGUUAA